Vidua chalybeata is the source of this 4245-nucleotide messenger RNA. RefSeq names its product growth factor independent 1B transcriptional repressor (gene GFI1B). The transcript has 7 exons. Gene Ontology annotation, biological process: regulation of transcription by RNA polymerase II. Bases 434 to 1441 code for a protein of 335 amino acids. The record is from RefSeq and is a predicted model, not a curated record. Gene Ontology annotation, cellular component: transcription regulator complex; PcG protein complex. Gene Ontology annotation, molecular function: DNA-binding transcription factor activity, RNA polymerase II-specific; RNA polymerase II cis-regulatory region sequence-specific DNA binding. Lineage: Eukaryota; Metazoa; Chordata; Aves; Passeriformes; Viduidae.
GCCUGCUCAGUACAUUAUUUCCUGUGUCAUGCUUUUUGUCAAUAUGACAGAGGAGUAUUCCUGCAGAAGGCAAAGCUGCCCCCAAAAGUGAAGGGUGCUGCCCCCAGGGCUUCGAGCUGGGCAUCGUGAAUUCUCUUCAAGUUGUCAAAGUCCUGGGAAGUUUUGAUAAGCAAAUACUUUCUGGGCUCUGCCUCUUAUUGGCUGUUUCUUCACCGCCAGAUUUUGACACAAAUAAUCUGAUUGAAAAAUCAGGGAGGGGAACAGGGGGAAAAAAAAACAGAGAGAAAAAAGGAGAAGUAUCUAUUUCAACUGACUGCGACCAAGUGAAAAAGUGGAAGAGGAGUCCCCCGAGAGGACAACGUCUCGUGUGUCUGGGGAGAUUUCAAGGCAAAUCCAGUAAAGCAAAGUCCCUCAAACAGAAGGUGAAUGGAAGAUGCCACGUUCCUUUUUGGUGAAGAGCAAAAAGGCUCACACCUAUCACCAGCACCGCUGUGUGGAAGAUGACCUGCCAGUACUCACGUGGGGUCCAGUCUCCUCUGCCUUCACUGCCACAGGAGACAGGAGACCAGAGGACAUCAAUAAACAGGACCUGGGAUGUGUGGUUCCAAAACAAGAAAAGGACCCACCUGAACUGAAAGAAGACAGUGUCCCUGUCCAGUACCUGAGCAGGAUGCUGCCAGGCCCUUCAGCUCAAGAGAUGGCCAUGCCAGGGCUGCAGAUCAAGGACUGCACCAACACAGCGAGCACCCCAACCUUCUACAAAGCUGGCUUUUCCUGGGAUGCUUUCCACAUGCCAUACAGCUACCAGCAGAUGUCUUCCAGCAUGCAGUCAGCCCUGCUGGAGCACCCCGUGAGCCUGUAUGGGAGCCACCUCCUGCCCAGCACCGAGCCCCCCCUGGAUUACAGCCUGCAUUAUUCCUCAGACAUGGACACCUUCCACUGCGUGAAGUGCAACAAGGUGUUCUCCACUCCCCAUGGACUGGAGGUCCAUGUCCGAAGGUCUCACAGCGGGACCCGUCCCUUUGCUUGUGAAGUGUGUGGCAAAACCUUUGGGCACGCUGUGAGCCUGGAGCAGCACACCAACAUCCACUCCCAGGAAAGAAGCUUUGAGUGCAAGAUGUGUGGGAAGACGUUCAAACGUUCCUCCACCCUCUCCACUCACCUGCUGAUCCACUCGGACACGCGGCCCUACCCCUGCCAGUACUGCGGGAAGCGCUUCCACCAGAAGUCAGACAUGAAGAAGCACACGUACAUCCACACAGGGGAGAAGCCCCACAAAUGCCAGGUGUGUGGCAAAGCCUUCAGCCAGAGCUCCAACCUGAUCACCCACAGCCGCAAACACACGGGCUUCAAACCCUUCAGCUGCGAGCUCUGUGCCAAGGGCUUCCAGCGCAAGGUGGAUCUGCGCCGGCACCGAGAGACCCAGCACAGCCUCAAGUGAGGGGUCUGGAGCUCCCACUUCAUGCUCCAGGGAACAAGACUGUCCACAGCACCUCCAUCCAGCCCAAAAAGCUCCCAUGGUGUCCUGUGUUCCCCUAGGGACUGGCCAAGUACUGCAUUGGCUUUGGUGCUUGGCACCACAGGGCCUUGCACAUCCCAGAGAAACCUGUGGGAGCUUUCACUUUUCGAUUGCAACAGGUACCAGCCCAGAUCUGACAUCACCUGCUCAAGUGUAAAUCCAGAGGAAUUCCUCCAAGGUCACUGAUACUCUGGCUUCACACCAGGAGCAGAAUCCAGUUCAUCAGGCUGCCCAGUGGGGAGGAGGGGACUCCUGGGCUGGUGGCAGCAACAGUCUGUACAAAGCUGGUGCUGUAACCAUGUUCUGCUCCGAUGGCUGGGAAGAUAAGCCCAGGGCAUGCAAAUAGAUUGCAUUCAGUCAGCUGUGUUCAACCUGGACUGGCCUUCUGCAGAGACUUGCCCAGGCCAUAAAUUCUGCCAACAGACACCGUAAAGUCAUUUCUUUCAGCAGAGCAUUUACUGUGAUCAAAUGACAAGUUAACUGUGCUGUAUUUUUAGCUUGGAGUGGGAGGAAAAUACUGAAGAAACAGCUCCUAUCCCUAGCAGAUAACAGGGGUCUCUAAAUACAUUCCUCAGACACACCACGCUGCAGAGAUCCCAAGCAGGCUCCAGGAAGAGUCAGACCACAGCACCAGGCACGAGCUAAUAAUCACCAUGUCUUUGUAGCAUGGGAGAGUCUGGCUGCUCUUGGAAUCAGGGCUGGUAUGUCCCACAAUAUUUCCCUGCAUGCUGGACAUACCAGCUUAGAGCUGUCCUGAGUCACUGCAUGGGCAGGAGUGACCCUGGAUAUCGAUGUCAAGGGCCAGAUUUCUGCUUGCCAGGCACUCUCCUCAAGGAGGAAGUGACUGAGCCUGUACAUGUUGGCAGAGCAUACAAGUACCUCACAAGUAUUAUACAAAGAGAGCAGUGGUAUUUCCUCCUUUUGCCAGGUCUAGGGGUUGAAGCAAAGCACUGGAGCAAGUAAAGAACCAGUUCCCCUCCAAGCUCUGCCAGAUUCUCUCUCUAUAACCUUUGGCAAGUCGCUGCACUUGGCUUUUGUUUUUCCACCCCUCCUGGUGGCGUGGGGCCAUUCACUCAGGUUUGUGGAGUCCCCUGAGUUCUUAACAGGAAGGACAAAGUAUUAUUAUAACAUUAUUAUAACAUAGACAAGUGUUUUCAGUUAAUUGGGGCAUUGUAGCAGCACAUGGCUCACUCCAUAACUGCAUCCCUGAACACACGGCCUUGGACAAUGACACCAGUGGGAAUUACCCUGGGAGCAGGCUGUGGCCAUUCACGCCAGAGGCUCAUGAAGGAGUGCCCAUCAUGGGCAAAGACAAAAUGAUCCAAGUGGAAAAUUGAUGUAUUGCCAGGAGAGAACUGCCCUCAGUUCCACUGCUGUAAAUCCCAAGUUAUUCUCCUAAGACCUAAAAUGUUCUUGCCCCUUUUAUGCUGUGCCUAAGCUGUAAGUCAUUAAUAUGUACCUGGAAGCUCAAACCCAGAGUCUGUACUCCUGGCUUUACUUGUACACUGUAAAUAUGUAUUUAUACUUAUUCUACUGUAUAUUUUUAUUGCACUAUACCAGACAGUGACAUGUACAGGCCUGCUGGGAUUUAUCUGAUAAAUCUGUUCCUUCUUAGUAACUGGGCUAACACGGUGUAUUUCAUGUUCAAAACACUCAUUUAAAGAAUGGCUCACACCUGACUCUGGGGACACAGGCAGUGGGGAUGGGGUGCAAAAGAAGGGAAAGAGUCUAGGACUGUUCUUUAUGGUUUGAGUGGGAAUAAAGAUGGAAAUUCACAUGCAGGAAAGGGCUCCCAUUAGAGAGACUUUCAUCCUGGAGACAGAUUGGUGCAGAGCCCACAGAGCCAGAGCCAGCUCUGCAGAGCAGGAGGGCCACACCAGGUGCACGGAAUGUGUGUCCAACAGACAGUGCCAAAGCCCCCCAAAAAUCCCUGCUGUCCUUCCUUGAGCCAUUCUGGGGAAGGUGCAUAACCUGUGAUGGAACUGGUCCCCAGCCCCACACACACCUGUGAGCACCCACACAUGCACAAGCAUUGCUCAAGGUAAAGUCAUUUCAGAUUAUUAAAAUUACUGCCCAAAAUGCAAACUGUGUUUGUUAUUCCCCUUGUCCUCCACUAAUCUGCAAACAGAAAUAUUCGAAGAGGCUGUCAGCAUCACUUUGCUCAGAAGCAAAACCCUCCAGCCCCAAACCACACAGGCACACCAGCACAGACUUCCCUGGGGACAGCAGGGGUGUCUGACUCAUGUAAAGCUUCCCAAUUUUGGCCAUUUGGAGUCAAGUGCUGGCACACAUCAAUUGGCAAGAGUGCCUGUGACCACUCAUAAAACCAAACCAGACAGCUGGUUCUUCUGAGCCACACGAAGAAGAGCUGCUGUAUCCAUUAGAUUUUCAUUCCUGCCCUUGGUUUCCAAGGUACAGAGGAGCUAUAACCUUCAAUGGACAGCUGGGAUCUUCUCUCCUGUGUGCUCCUACAGCUCCUCCCUCCAAACACAGCACACAUCACCCCAGCCCUGUCUGCUAUUUCCCCAGGACUCCCGGGUGGGUUACUGAGCCCAGACAUUCCUGAAGAGCAGCUACACUGGAGGAGGCAGUGCCAGGAGAGAACUGGUGUUGUUAACACUUAGCCUGGUGCUUGUGAGGAGCCUGGGGAGCACAUCCCAGGAGAUCCAGGGACGGCUUUGGCUGGAUGGGCAGCGAGGGGAGGAGCAGCCUGGGAUGGCUGCAGG